This is a messenger RNA of Manihot esculenta (cassava), 2706 nucleotides long. RefSeq lists its product as uncharacterized. NCBI's taxonomy places the organism in Eukaryota, Viridiplantae, Streptophyta, Magnoliopsida, Malpighiales, Euphorbiaceae. The transcript has 10 exons. The record is from RefSeq and is a predicted model, not a curated record. The coding region runs from base 165 to 1046 and encodes 293 amino acids.
AAAAGCCAGCUAACGUGAAUUUCUAGAAAAAAGGUCAAAAAAUUCUCCCGGUUCAAGAAAAACCCAAUCACGUCUUCGGUGCCCAUCUCUCAGUGUUGUCCCUUACAGUCUUAUACCCUUCUGAUUGUUAGACCACUGCUCGAAUUCGAAGCUGAUCUCCUUCGAUGGCCAACCCAUUUCAAGUUUCUGCAUCCUCUUCGAUGGGUGCGCCGAAUGAAGAAUUGAAGGGUGCAUCUUCUGGUCUUGUGGGAGAGAAUGAUCUACUGAUAGUUGGCCCGGGUGUUCUUGGUCGUUUAGUUGCUGAGAAAUGGCGCCAGGAAUAUCCAGGGUGUCAAGUUUAUGGGCAGACUGUGACUACAGACCACCAUGAUGAGCUGAUAAAAAUAGGGAUCAGACCAUCUUUGAAGGGAACUAAACUAAAUUACCGAUUCCCUUACGUCAUUUUCUGCGCUCCUCCCUUGCAAACCUCUGACUAUCCCGGUGAUGUCAGGGAAGCAGCUUUGAGCUGGAACGGAGAAGGUUCUUUCUUGUUUACAUCAAGCUCUGCACCUUAUGAUUGCAAUGACAACGGACAAUGUAUUGAGGACUCUCCAGUUGUACCAAUUGGGAGAAGCCCAAGGACUGAUGUGCUUCUAAAGGCAGAGAAGGAAGUGCUGGAGAGAGGUGGCUCUGUACUGAGGUUGGCGGGACUUUACAAAGCAGAUAGGGGUGCACAUGCUUACUGGUUGGAGAAGGGGACUGUUGAAUUGCGUCCAGAUCACAUCCUGAAUCUCAUACACUAUGAGGAUGCUGCUUCCCUUUCUGUUGCAAUCUUGAAGAAAAAAUUCCAUGACCGAAUUUUCUUGGGUUGUGACAAUCAUCCAUUAUCCAGGCAGGAAGUGAUGGAUUUGGUUGCUAAAAGUGGGAAAUUCACUAAAAAAUUCGAAGGCUUUACUGGAACCAGUGAUCCUUUAGGCAAGAAAUUAAACAACACUAAAACUCGUGAGGAAGUAGGAUGGGAGCCAAAAUAUGCUAGCUUUGCACAUUUUCUUGGAGUAUCUAACUAGCUGAUCCGCAGAUUAAGAUUUGAUUGGUGGCAGGAGAGUUGGAUCUAUUGCAAGUAUUGAAGCACUGCAGGACUUCUAAGAAGAGAUUCAUGUUACAGUUACACUGACCAACCAGUGACAAUAAAAAGGUUUCUGGUUAUGUUUCUGAAAACAUUAUUGUAUUUAGACAAUGUGGAACUACAAGAAAAAUAAAUUAAUUAACUUCAUUGGCUUUCCCAGCACUUCUUCUUCUUUAAUAUAAUUUGUUUAUUCAUUUAGCUCCAACUAAUUGGUUCAAUUGGCUCCAAUUGGGUUUCGUAUCUAAUACCUCACAAUCCUGAAUCUAAUUUUAUCACUAAAUUAAAACUUAUUAAAUUAAGGGGUUUUGCUUUCCAAACUGCUUUCUAAAGAGCUUGAUAUGAAAAAACCACCAUUGCAUAUAAGAGUAAAGAAAAGAUUAGAUAGCUUGGAAGCACCUGAAUCUUGAACCAAGUUGAAAAAACCAUGUAACAGUAUAGCUUGGAGAUAAUGAGACCUUGAUAACUUGUGGCUGAGCAAACUUGUUUAGUCUGUACAGGUCCGUUAACAUGGAUUUCCUGUAAAACUUGACAAAAAAUUUGAUUACCCCCUUGUCCAAAGCUAGUACCAACAUAAUUAAAUAGAAAUUAUUAGCGGUUUUUUUUUUUUUUUGUCCUUUUAAAUGGAUUGGUGACUUCUAAGUAAGAAGUGGUCAGUAAUUUUACAGCAUCCAAGGAGUGAAGAAAAAAAAAAGGGGGAAAUCAAGCUGUAAUCAUGGGACUUGCAAUCUGGCACAUGGACAUGUGAUGUUUUGGGGGCAAUGAAACACUUGAUCCCAAUUUGUGGUCCCUCUAAAGUUCAAUCUUCCAAAACAUAAAUAUGAGCUCUCUGUUUUUAAUUUAUUAUAUUUUAUCAUAUAAGCUAUAUUAUGAUAGCAGGCAUUGGAUCAGGAGUCUAAAUGUCUCUGAAUUAGAGGCACCAUUUCUCAGCUUUCUCGGUGAUUACACAUUUGUAAAUAGUAAAUUUCUAAGCUCCAUUUACAAUAUAAAUUUAACAGUUUUAACAUUAAGUCUACUCUUGCUGAAUCAUAUUUAAAUAAGGCUGCAUUAUGUGAUAUUUAUUUAAUUAGUUUUAAUAUAAGACAAAGAAUUGAUGGCUCAGGAAUCUUAAGUUGCUGUCAGGUUUCUCAGAAUCAAACAAAUCCAAGUCAACUUCAUCUUGGCAACCACAUUAUGUUGGUGAUUCCCUUAUCCCUUAUCCCUCCUCUCCUUUUUUCUGUAAGACAUAGUCUCUUCAAGAAAACUCUUGAAGAACGUGUUUGCUAUGGGGAAGAUUUACUUCUUAGAAUCAGAUGAUAAUUGGGGUUUGGAUCUUAAGGUGAUUCUGGUUUUGAUUGCAUUAGCUUUCCUGGCGAUUUCUGUCUGCCUCCCCCCAAGGUAUCCAAGGGUUUAUGCUGUGUAUCGUUGCUGUUAGAUACUAUCCCUUGAAGCUUUCUCUCUGUUUCUGUCUGUUUCCAUUGUUUGUGCAUUUGAUGUAAUUCUUUUUCUCGUUCUUCCUGAGAAGAAGUGUAGCUCUUCUUGUGGAAUGUAAUCACAGAAAUGGAAUUAUCUUGUUUCUAGGUUUUGCAAUGAAAGACAUGGUACUGUGAUUCAAGAUUCUUAAA